GGGGAGCAGUUGGAUAAAGGGGCGCCCUCGCUGCAGGGGGGAGCAGUUGGAUAAAGGGGCGCCCUCGCUGCAGGGGAGCAGUUGGAUAAACGGGCGCCCUCACUGCAGCAGAGCACCAUCUCGCGGCCCGGGGCACAGCCCUAUUUAACCCGUGAAGGUCAUUCCGAGCUCUCUGAUGUGAGCCUAGGUUCCCUCUGCCCCGCACUGAUACUACUACCUUGUACAAGCCGCCAAAUGGCUGUUUCCACAUCUGUUUUUAAAAAGUUGUUAGACCUGCCUCACAGGAUUUUCAAGGCUGACCUUUAGGAAGCAGGUCGCCAGGCCUGAGGCACCUCUGGGUUGGUUAAUGCUGCCUGCCAACCUUUCUGCUCGUAACCAAGCACUUAACCGUUCAUACCACCCGGUAAACCCGUUCCGCUGAAGUCGAUUCCCACUCAUAGCCACCCUAUAGGACAGAGUAGAACUGUCCCCUAGGGCUUCCAAGAAGCAGCUGGUGGAUUCCAACUGCUUGACCUUUUGAUUAGCAGCCGAGCUGUUAACCACUGUGCCACCAGAGUUCUGUGCCACCCUAUAUAAUUCACUAAAUGUUAUUUUUAGGAUUAAAUGAAAUGGUGGACACGAAAGCACUUCUCACAUUGCAAAGUUUCUAACUAUUAUUACUGCAGUACCGUUAGUAUUGAGUAAUGCUGUUCUCCUGUGUAAACAUCCCUGGGAGUUUCUUAUUUUUUUUUGUCUAAGUCUGACCCCAAGAAGACAUGUAGGACUAUUGCAGUCCUUAGUGUUACCAUCUGCCACUCUUCUCUCCCUCCAGUAUCCCCUCAUCCCUUUAGUAAGCUCUGAUUCAUCCAACAGACAUCCACCACAUGCCCACCAUCUUGGGCUUUGUGCCAACCGCUGGUGUGCACUGGUGGUGUACAGAAGGCCCUCUCGGUGGCAGCAGUGGGAGUGGAAGAAGUGGGAUGACGUGAGAUGUUUUAGGAGGGCUGAAGAAGAUGCAGAGCAGCCUCAAGCUGGUAGACUGUAUCAUUGAGGUCCAUGAUGCCCGGAUCCCACUUUCUGGCCGCAAUCCUCUGUUUCAGGAAACCCUUGGCCUCAAGCCACACCUGCUUGUCCUCAAUAAAAUGGACUUGGCAGACCUCAGGGAGCAGAAGAAAAUUCUGCAGCACCUAGAAGGAGAAGGCAUGAAAAAUGUCAUUUUUACCAGCUGUGUGAAGGAUGAGAAUGUCAAGCAGAUCAUCCCGACAGUCACAGAAUUGAUUGGGAACAGCUACCGCUAUCACCGAGGAGAGAACCUGGAGUACUGCGUGAUGGUGAUCGGGAUCCCCAAUGUGGGCAAGUCCUCCCUCAUCAACUCCAUCAGGAGGCUGCACCUCAGGAAAGGAAAAGCCACCAGGGUGGGCGGCCAGCCUGGGGUCACCAGAACUGUGAUGUCCAGAAUUCAGGUGUGUGAGCGGCCCCUCGUGUUCCUGCUGGACACUCCUGGGGUGCUGGCCCCUCGGAUUGAGAGUGUGGAGAUGGGCCUGAAGCUGGCUCUGUGUGGAACGGUGUUGGACCACUUGGUGGGUGAGGAGACCAUUGCCGACUACCUCCUGUACACCCUCAACAGGCAGCAGCUCUUUGGGUACGUGCCACACUACAGUCUGGGUGGUGCCUGUGAUAGUGUCGAGAGUGUGCUGAAGAGAGUGGCUGUGAAGCUGGGCAAGACCCAGAAGGUGAAGGUGCUCACAGGCACUGGGAAUGUGAAUGUCGUGCAGCCCAACUAUUCCGCAGCAGCCAGCGACUUCCUCCGUGCCUUCCGCAGUGGACUGCUGGGCCCUGUGAUGCUGGACCAAGACGUCCUGGCCCCCUGCAUGGACACAGACCCCUGACGGUCAGCGUGGCCCUGCUGGCCUGGGCUCACGUGUCUGGCUCAGAUAUGAGGCAUGUGGUGGCCUGGGGCCUCCUGGCUGGUGGUUCUGCUGGGGGCUGAUUAUUGUGUCACUGAGGCCCCUGCUCAGUGAAGGACACAUGGUCUGCCCUGCCCAACUUUACCCUGCUCCCGGUCACAGUGACAGCUGGGGGGCCUGGACUUCAGGGACCCCAGGGGGGACAGUGACCUCUCUGAGCCAUCUUGUGAGCCUGGCUGGGGUGGGGCUUGGUCCUUGGGGACCUUGGGGACAGUGUGGCCAGGGUGGGGCCUGAACCUCAGGGACCUUGUGGACUUUGGGGGAAGUGGUCUCGCUGAGCUGUGCUGUGAGCCUAGCUGGGGUGGGGCUGGUCCUUGGGGACAGUGGCCAAGCCGAGUGUGGAGGCUCAGGCACAGUGUCUCUUAAAGGCUUUGUUGUCUGGAACAAAUUAAAGCUGAUUAAAAAGGCUGUUCUCUCUGCUGACCCACACACAGGACACCCCCAGGGCCGUGGGCCCACCCACAAAGCCCCUCGUACACAUCGAGCUCUGGGACAUGAACAGGCCAGUGACUGAGGGCUCUUGUCUCAGAUGCUUAGUCCAGAGUCCGAGGGUCCCACAGUUCAAGAGUCACAUCCCCAGCUGAGUGAUUUAUUUCCACAGCACUAUUAAAUGCGCACAC
Molecule: messenger RNA, 2566 nt
Organism: Loxodonta africana (African savanna elephant)
Lineage: Eukaryota; Metazoa; Chordata; Mammalia; Proboscidea; Elephantidae
Gene: MTG1
Product: mitochondrial ribosome associated GTPase 1
Exons: 11
Coding region: 993-1868 (291 amino acids)
Biological process (GO): mitochondrial translation
Cellular component (GO): mitochondrion
Molecular function (GO): GTP binding; GTPase activity
Source: RefSeq, a predicted model, not a curated record